CAUUUGAGCAUAAACCUAUAUAACACACCUUGACUUGUCUGAUUGUAAUUUCGUGUCACUUGCUCAAUGUAGGCAGUUAGAGGUUGGUGUAAGAUAUAGGGCAAUAACAUAUAGGCACUAACCUUACCUUACGAAGACUUGACUGUAGCUACAAAGAAGAUCAUUGCGAAGCCUCUGCUGACUUUGGGAAAUUUUAAAGAAGAGCAACACCUAACGUAAAGAGCACACAUUUUUGUAUUCACCAUCACUAUGGCACACUGCAUAACAAUAAGCCAAGAGGAGUUCAGCACUGAGAAGGAGAUGGAGCAACAAAAUAAUACUGUUGCAUAUGGAGUUGUCAAGGGAACAACAACGUUUCUAUGGCAACGGAAGAUGAAAACCUAUUUUGAUGCUGUUGUCAUUGGACAUCCUGGGAAGUACAUUACAAGAUCGCACUAUGAAGAAAUAAUCUACAGAAUCAAAACAAGAUAUAAGGGACUUUCGAAACGAGCAAUUGAAAUAAUCAAUCGCGUCUUCUUGCAAAUUCUAUGGGGAGAGCCUGUCACAAGAGGGGGUGAUGUAGGAAAAAAUCGAAAAGUGUCAUUGACUGAGUUCACCCGUAAUGCUGCAGAAAAUUUAAAACCAGAGAAUAUCGGAACAUUUAUAGAGGUUUUGGAUUAUAUAUCCGCGUCUCUUUUCUGGUUCAUUGAUGUCGACAAAGAUAAAGACAUAUCACUUGAUGAGUUUAACGAGUUUUUCAUAUUGUUCGGAAUCCCCCACCAAUUCUCCCAGAAUGCAUUUGAAUCUAUAGAUGCAGACGACAGCGGCCAAAAUGCCCUAAUACGUCACUUCCGCUGA
Owenia fusiformis is the source of this 837-nucleotide messenger RNA. NCBI's taxonomy places the organism in Eukaryota, Metazoa, Annelida, Polychaeta, Sabellida, Oweniidae. The record is from the annotation of a GenBank genome assembly.